Messenger RNA from Anopheles moucheti, 2718 nucleotides. It is a transcript of the gene adp, whose product is annotated as WD and tetratricopeptide repeats protein 1. Gene Ontology annotation, cellular component: Cul4-RING E3 ubiquitin ligase complex; cytoplasm. NCBI's taxonomy places the organism in Eukaryota, Metazoa, Arthropoda, Insecta, Diptera, Culicidae. Gene Ontology annotation, biological process: negative regulation of fatty acid biosynthetic process. The transcript has 10 exons. The coding region runs from base 693 to 2600 and encodes 635 amino acids. Gene Ontology annotation, molecular function: protein binding. The record is from RefSeq and is a predicted model, not a curated record.
GGUAGGAUGGGAUGUGAUUAAAAUAAAAGAAAUCAACACAACUUUGAGUAGAACAUUAUGCGGUGCAAAGUCCUCCUCGGGGGUUCUUUCCGGGAUUUGUAAUCUGUAAAAUUGUCCAGAGUGCUAAAGGACACAGUUCUUCGGCAUCGGACGAAUACGAAGAGCAGAUCUCUAAUCAGGAAGGAACAUAUUUCGCGACGGUACCCUCCAGCUGUGCAUAGCGAGUGUGAAUGUUCUACCCCUAGAAGCUGAGUACGACAGGAGUGGUUGCCUAAAUUCGUUGAAUCACGGUUCCCCCGUUGAUCACGAAAUAAUCAUUCAGCCAGCAUGAAGGUUCUGGAAAGUUGUACAUAAUAAGGGUAAACAUUCCAGUGCCUAUCGUAAAGACGAACGACACAAGUCGGAACAAGUGCGAUUUUGCUGUUUGUGUCGAGCGAUAGGCACCAGCAGCAGUGAGUGCGAAAGAGAUAACGAGCGAGUGGGUGCAUCUCGAUUGGAAAGGCAGCGGUCGGCUCGGUGUGUCCCCGGCAGGAGCUGAUCAGCCUUCCUCCCAAAGUGAGCUGUGGAUUGCCGAAAAGUGUCGACGACGAUCAAUCUCAGCCGAAAAUUAGGCAUAGUUUCAAACAGUGCUUAGCCAUUGGCGCUGGCCUUCCUCCAGCGAGCUGCAGUGGGAAAGAAAACAGUGAGCAACAAUGAACAUGAAACCGAAACAACCGUACGGAAACACACGUAAUGUGACGAAAAUAUUAACUGACCGUGCAUACUGGGAUAUGGAGCAUGUGCUUCGGAAGCGCCUCCGAACAGCGCCCCAGUUCGUGGACAACAUCGAGCUCGAGGCGGAACUGCGCGGCCACAAUGGUUGUGUGAACUGUUUGCAGUGGAGCGACAAUGGGCACAUCCUUGCGUCCGCGUCGGACGACUUCCAUGUCAUGCUGUGGGACCCGUUUCGUCACAAGCAGUUACAUGAUCUGGUGACACCACACGAGGGUAACAUAUUUUCCGUAAAGUUCCUGCCGAAACGAAGCAAUUCCCUCUUGGUAACUGGUGCUGGCGACUGCAAAACCUUCGUGUUCGAUAUCAACCGACAGAACGAUUAUCCGAUUCGUCAGUGCAGUUGCCACGCGCAGCGCGUUAAACGUUUGGCCACAUCACCUAGCAACGUGCACAUGUUUUGGUCGGCCGGUGAAGACGGAUUGGUACUGCAGCACGAUCUUCGGCAACCGCACGAAUGCUAUGGACAUGACGCGAACGUCCUGAUCGAUCUGCGGAUCGACAUGGUACUAGCGCCGGAAGUGAAGUGUAUCGCUAUCAAUCCACAACGGCCGGAGCAGCUGGCAAUUGGAUCAAAUGAUAUCUACGCCCGGCUGUACGAUCGGCGGAUGAUUUCUCCUGGCAAGCUUGAUCGAAGUGUGGAGGCCAGUAUCCCGAAGGAUGGCUGCGUGAAAUAUUUUUGUCCGGGCCAUUUGGGGAGCAAGUAUCAGGCGGCACAUCAGCUGGGCGACAUUUAUCAGUACAAAGCGGUCACUUACCUCACAUUCAGCCCGGAUGGCACCGAGCUGUUGGCCAACAUGGGUACGGAUCAUAUCUAUCUGUAUGACGUCAACAAUCCACGACAUCCGCUGUUUCUAGAAUUGCCAAAGUUCCCCAGUACGCCCGAAGGUGGUAAUGCGAAUGAUGGGGAGUGCAAUGGUGGCGAUAAACUAUCUGUUGGGGCAGAGAAGACGAAACACAAGUUCCCACCGGAUGUGGAGCAGCUGAAAAAGGAAGGCAACGCUAGCCUGGAGAAGGAUCAGUUCCUGCAGGCAAUCAACAAGUACACACAAGCGAUACAGAAAGUAAAUGGCAAGGACUGUGCUAUAUUUUACCUAAAUCGUGCAACGGCCCUGAUGAAACGCGGUUGGUACGGAGAUGUGUAUGCUGCGGUUCGUGACUGUCAUACUGCGUUGCGCCUGGAUCCACACUACGUGAAAGCUCAUUUCCGGUUGGCCAAAGCUUUGCUCAAGUUGGAAAAAUCGAAAGAAGCACAGAUCUGUCUAGAGGAACUGGUGCGAAGGUUUCCAUCGUAUGCGAAGAACCCUGGCAUCCUCAUGCUGGAGAAGGAUAUAGGCAUUGAUAUCGAAAAGGCACGACACCGGGCCACGUUGGGUCGAAAUCCGGACCUUGAAAGCGAAAGCACGAACACGGAAAAGGAAAAGUACUGGCGAUCGAUGUCGAUGGACUACGAGCAGCGUUACAUCGGUCAUUGCAACACGAAAACCGACAUCAAAGAGGCGAAUUAUUUUGGAGAUUCUAACUACAUCGUAGCUGGAUCCGAUGAUGGGAAUUUCUUCAUCUGGGAUCGGCACAGCGGUAUCAUCCAUUCGAUCUUUCAAGCGGACGAGCUGAUUGUCAACUGCGUUCAGCCGCAUCCGUUCACCUGUAUGCUGGCGACGAGCGGCAUUGACCACGAAGUGCGCCUCUGGUCACCCCAGUCGCCAGAGAAACCAACCCUGCGACGUGUGCUUAAUGUCGAUAAUGUCGUUGACGAAAAUCAGACUCAUAUGCAGAUCGAUCCGUUCGAUUCGAUUGCACCGGACCAGGCGAUCUGUCGGGCUAGUUAGCUUCUAGCGCAACUGAUCGACAGUAUCAUACAUGUGAUUAAAGCUAGCAUUAAUAAAUUAUUCGCAAGAGUACCGUUUCUGUAACUGAAACGGUGCCGUGGCUGUCUCGAACCGCAGG